CUGAAGCUUUGGAAUACUGAUGAUGAAAUUACUACUAACGCUGGCUUUAAUAUCCGGUCAAAAUCGUAUCAGUUUCCUUCCAGUUCCAAUGUCACGGCUGUUCUCAGCCUGCUGCAUAGCUUACGCAACUGCACUUCUGCUCUCGUUCCAUCGUGUCUGCUCCCUGCUGAAUUCUCCGACACUCGACAAUGCAACGGAUAUGCGAGCCCUUCUCUCCUUCAAAUCCAUGAUAUCCGUCGAUCCAAGCUCGCAGCUGGCCUCGUGGAACGACUCCGUCCAUUUCUGUCGGUGGCCGGGGGUCACUUGUGGGGGCCGCCGGCAUCCCGAGAGGGUAGUCUCCUUAGAAUUGAGCUCUCUAAACCUGGCAGGAUUCAUAUCAGCAUCCCUAUACAACCUGGCAUUUCUCAGGAGAAUUGAUCUCUCAGUGAAUCAGAUUCGGGGAUCAAUUCCACAGGAUAUCGGUCGACUGUAUCAGUUGCAGCAUCUCAAUCUGAGCCUGAAUUCUCUCGGAAAAGGUAUCCCUACUUCACUUUCUCGGUGUUUAGACCUUCGGGUAUUAUCCCUGGAGAAAAAUAACCUUGAAGGCGAAAUACCAGCUUCGUUGAUGAACCUGUCGUCUCUUUAUGUUCUAUCUGUUGGAAGUAACCAGCUUAGUGGGCAUAUCCCAUCUUCAAUAGGUAAACUUUCCAAACUAACAGAGCUUGGUUUGUCCAGCAAUCGUCUUUCUGGAGAUAUCCCAGCUUCUCUGUGGAACCUUUCUUCUCUUUCUUAUCUCAGUAUGGGUGGUAACUCUCUCUCGGGUUAUCUUCCGUCUGAUGUCGGUUUUGCUCUCCCGUUGCUUCGAAGUAUUUUCUUCUACAAUAACCAAUUUCAUGGACAGAUUCCAUUGUCAUUGUCCAAUGCAUCACACCUUGAAGUUGUAGACCUUUCGAACAAUCUGCUCACCGGUGGAAUCCCUCCUAGUUUGGGACGCCUGCGAAAUUUACGGUGGCUGGACCUAUUUAACAAUCAGUUGGAAGCAAGGGAGCCUGAUGGGUGGAGAUUUGUUACUGCAUUCAGCAAUUGUACCGUCUUAGAGAAAUUGCGACUACAUUCGAAUGACCUUGGCGGCAUGCUGCCUAGCUCUAUAGCAAACUUAUCCACCAACCUUCAGAGACUCGAGAUUUCAGGCAAUAAAAUCUCUGGGAACAUUCCUCCUGAGAUUGGGAACCUUGUUAGCUUGACAGUGCUUGAUAUGGGUCAGAACUUGCUUGCUGGCUCUAUCCCUGAAUCGAUUGGGAUGCUUAAACACAUGCAUAUACUCAAUUUAGGCAACAAUAAGCUGUCUGGUGAGAUUCCAUCAACCCUCGGUAACCUUACUCAGCUGAAUAUUCUUCAUAUGGGUUUUAAUGAAUUGAGUGGAAUCAUACCACAAAAUCUUGGAAAUUGCCGAAAUCUAAUUUUGCUAGACCUCUCAGUUAAUAAACUAACUGGUCUCAUCCCUAAGGAAAUUCUUACCAUACCAACAUUGUCCAUAUAUCUGAACCUGGCAAAGAAUUCAUUAACCGGGUCAAUACCAUUAGAAGUAGGGAUCUUGAAGAAUUUGGGGGAGAUUGAUUUCAGUAUGAACAAGUUGACCGGACAACUCCCUAGCACUCUUGGUGAAUGUCAGGAGCUGGAAAGACUCUACAGUUGUGGCAACUUCAUCGAAGGAGAUAUCCCUUAUUCUUUAAGCAGACUGAGAGGUUUGCAAGAGUUGGAUCUUUCACAAAACAACUUGUCAGGGAAAAUACCACACUUUUUACAGGACUUCCCCUUUCUAUACUAUGUUAACCUCUCUUUCAAUAAUUUAGAGGGCGAAGUUCCAAGGGACGGUGUCUUUGCAAAUACAAGUGCAGUUACGGUCCUGGGAAACAAGAAGCUAUGUGGAGGGAGCUCAACUUUACACUUGCGACCUUGUACAAUUCACUCAACAAGGAAAACAAUUCACUCAACAAGGAAAAAAAUUAAAUUUGUGACACUUGCAAUGAUCGUCUUAUUUGCUACUAUAUGUCUAUCCAUACUCCUACUUGUUUAUUGGAUACGAAAGCCAAGAGAGGAGCCUAUUAGAGAACUUGCAUAUGAAAUUGGAAAAAUAGCUUCUGACCGGGCAAUAAAGCCAAGAGAGGAGCCUAUUGGAGAACUCGCACAUGAACGUGGAAGAAAAUCUUCUGCUGAACUUGUGAGAGCUACAAAUAAACUCAAACGUGAACGUGGAAGAAUAUCUUAUGCUGAACUUGUAAGAGCUACAAAUGGUUUCUCUGAGGAAAAUUUAAUUGGGGUUGGAAGUUCUGGUGCAGUGUACAAAGGAAUUCUAGAAAAUGAUACAAAUAGCAUGUACAGUGGGAUGCAUAUUGCUAUCAAGGUAAUCAACCUGCAACAGCGAGGAGCUUCCAAGAGUUUUGUAACGGAAUGUGAUAUUUUGAGAAACAUGUCACAUCGAAACAUUUUGAGGAUCUUAACGACAUGUUCAGGGAUUGAUUCCUAUGGAAAUGACUUCAAAGCGCUGGUUUUUGAGCACAUGGUUAAUGGCAGUUUAGAGAAUUGGUUGCAUACAGUAGCCAGUGAGGAAAGGAUGGACGCGAAAUUCAACCUUAUACAGAGGAUUGAGAUAGCCAUCGAUGUGGCUUCUGCAUUGUAUUAUCUUCACCAUGGUCGUGAGAAUCCCAUUAUUCAUUGUGAUGUAAAGCCAAGCAACAUUCUUCUUGAUCAUAAGAUGACUGCUCAUGUGAGUGACUUUGGGCUUGCCAGAGGUCCUGUAGAAACUUUAAUCAGGUCUUCUUCGCAUACUAUCACAACAUUUGGUUUGAGGGGAACUGUUGGCUAUGUUGCUCCAGAAUAUGGGACGGCAAACAAGGUUACCAUUAAAGGAGAUGUCUACAGCUACGGGAUACUUCUGCUAGAAAUGUUCACCGGUAAGAGACCCAUCGAUGAUACUUUCCAAAAUGGCAUGAACAUCAGAAGAUAUGUUGAAAUGGCAAUACCUGAAAAAGUUCUCGACAUCAUGGAUUCACGCAUUGCGGAUAAAAAUAAUGCAAGAGUUCUAGAAUGGGUUGCCUUUAUUCUUAAAAUUGGCCUUUCAUGUUCUAAUGAGUUUCCAUCUCGCCGUCCAGAAAUGAAUAACAUUAUCCACUCUUUGCACGUUAUCAGAGAUGCAUUCCUAAAGCAGCCAUAGAAUCCAAUUGAGGGUUAGGGGAUCAUCACAAUUAAUAGGUACUUGAUAUCAAUAAAAUGAAACAAAGCUAUAUUGGCUCUCAGCUCCUGCAUUAAAGUGGCAACUUAAUUUGAAGGUGAGACAUCCAAAAACCGAAGAGACGACACAUAAGGAAAUGGUGAUUAGCAUUUCUUUACAUGUUCACCAUAUUUUUAUACAGUUAAAUAAGAAGUUGAAGAAGGCUAUUUAAUGUACAAAAAAAAAAUUAUCUUGUAAA
Messenger RNA from Asparagus officinalis (garden asparagus), 3449 nucleotides. RefSeq names its product receptor kinase-like protein Xa21. The record is from RefSeq and is a predicted model, not a curated record. Gene Ontology annotation, biological process: protein phosphorylation. The transcript has 2 exons. Lineage: Eukaryota; Viridiplantae; Streptophyta; Magnoliopsida; Asparagales; Asparagaceae. Bases 89 to 3193 code for a protein of 1034 amino acids. Gene Ontology annotation, molecular function: protein kinase activity; ATP binding; protein binding.